Molecule: messenger RNA, 1598 nt
Organism: Erythranthe guttata (spotted monkey flower)
Lineage: Eukaryota; Viridiplantae; Streptophyta; Magnoliopsida; Lamiales; Phrymaceae
Product: flavonol 3-O-glucosyltransferase F3GT2
Molecular function (GO): UDP-glycosyltransferase activity
Source: RefSeq, a predicted model, not a curated record
CAACACUCUCGAAUCUGUUGCCGAGGUCUUAGGAUCUUAGGAACAAACAAAACGAUGACCAUAUUAUUUUUCACAGGUAGUAACAAACUCCGUUCACACAAACUCCGGCGCCUAAGAAAAAAUGUCUGCAGAGAAAAACGUCCACGUGGCCGCCUUUGCGUUCCCGUUCGGCUCCCACCCAACGCCGCUCCUCCACCUCGUGCAGCGCCUCGCCGCCGCCGCUUCCCCCGCCGUACGCUUUUCGUACUUCAACACCGCCGGGUCCAACCGGAAGCUUUUCCCGGCGGCGAAUCUGCUUCCCGGACACGACAACAUAAAAGCAUACGACGUGGAAGAUGGUGUACCGGAGGGGCACGUGUUCUCCGGCAACCCACUCGAGCCCAUCGGGCUUUUCAUCGGAGCCACUCCCCAGAAUUUCAAAAAACGGUUGGAAGAGGUCGUCGAAGAAACCGGAUCGAAGGCCACGUGUCUAUUGACGGAUGCGUUUUUGUGGUUCGCGGCGGAGAUGGCGGAGGAAAUCGGGAUACCUUGGGUGGCGUUCUGGACGGCGGGCCCCACUCCGAUAUCUCUUCAUCUGAACACUGACGUCAUCCUCGCUAAAUUAGGUCAAAAUGAUGACAAACAAAAUCAGGACCAGACACUUGAUUUUAUCCCAGGAAUGUCAGCCGUACACGUGGCUGAUUUACCCCAAGAAAUCCUCCACCUAGACACCCCAUUUUCCCGCCUUCUUUACAGCAUGUCACUCGCACUACCACGCGCCGCCGCCGUAGUGCUCAACUCCUUCGACGGAAUAGUCGAUGCCGCCGUGGAAAACGAUCUCAAAUCGAAGCUCCGAAAAAUCCUCAAUGUCGGCCCCUCACCCCAUCCGCCGCUCAAUGAGGAGGAACGAGGCGGCGGCGACUGUCUAUCGUGGCUAAGCAACCACCCCGCCGCCGCCGUGGCAUACAUUAGCUUCGGCACAAUGCUGACGCCACCGCCGCCAGAGCUUUCUGCUCUGGCGGAGGUGCUGGAAGAGAAAAAGAUUCCUUAUCUAUGGUCCUUUAGGGAUAACUCGAAAAGGCAUCUAUUGGAAGGAUUUUUCGAAAGAACUAGCUCGGUAGGAAAAGUAGUGGAGUGGGCCCCACAAGUGGAAGUUCUGGCUCAUUCUUCGGUGGGGGUGUUCGUGACACACUGCGGGUGGAACUCGGUCGUGGAGAGCAUCACGGGCGGCAUGCCGAUGAUUUGCCGCCCGUUUUUCGGCGAUCAGAUGAUAAACAGGCGUCUCGUGGAGGAUGUGUGGCGGAUCGGGGUCGGUGUUGAGGGCGGAUCUUUUAGUGCAUCGGGCUUGGCGAAAGCAUUCGAUGUUGUUAUGUUUGGAGAAAAGGGGAAAGAAAUUAGGGGUAAUAUUGGAAAACUUAGGGAAUGUGCUAACAUUGCUAUUGAAGAAAAUGGAACUUCAACUCAAAAUUUCAAGUCCUUGGUUGGUCUAGUGACAUCUUAUGAUCAAGAUUAGAAUAUUUAAUUUAAUCCAUUAUUUAUUUAUUUAUUUUCAAUUAAUAGGUGUAAUUGAGUUUCAAGUGUAGAAUUUGAUGUUUCAAUUAACAUAAUUUUGUUACACA